This is a messenger RNA of Odobenus rosmarus divergens (Pacific walrus), 411 nucleotides long. RefSeq names its product enhancer of rudimentary homolog. The transcript is spliced from 2 exons. The record is from RefSeq and is a predicted model, not a curated record. Lineage: Eukaryota; Metazoa; Chordata; Mammalia; Carnivora; Odobenidae. The coding region runs from base 1 to 411 and encodes 136 amino acids.
AUGCCUGGACAACAGUUCCUGGGGUCUGAUACUCUCACAGCUUUGGAUUCAGCUGCUGUCACCUCCCCUUGCCAGUGGCUGCAGCGAGAGAGUUUGGCGCGAUGUCUCACCAUUUUGCUGGUACAGCCUACCAAGAGGCCAGAAGGCAGAACUUAUGCUGACUAUGAAUCUGUGAAUGAAUGCAUGGAAGGUGUUUGUAAAAUGUAUGAAGAACAUCUGAAGAGAAUGAAUCCCAACAGCCCCUCUAUCACAUAUGAUAUCAGUCAGUUCGAUUUUAUUGACGAUCUGGCAGACCUUAGCUGCCUUGUUUACCGAGCUGAUACCCAGACAUGCCAGCCCUAUAACAAAGACUGGAUUAAAGAGAAGAUCUACGUGUUCCUUCGUCGGCAGGCCCAACAGGCCAGGAAAUAG